AAAAGCUUCAGACGGUCGCGAAAAUUUUUCAUUCCUGGCAGUUUCAUUUGAGAGGGCGUGAAUGAAACACGUGUGAAUAUUCAAUUAGAUUUUUUUUCGCCACUUCUUGUAUUGUUCCAUUUGAUUUUCCUGAGUUGUUGCCCACCAAAUCAACAUAUCAACCAAUUAAUAAAUAUUGAAUUGUGCAUUGGUCGUGUGAAUGACCCUGAUUUCAGGUGAUUUAUUGCUGUGAAUCUAGGAUAAACGAGUUCAACAGGAAAUGACAUUGAGUGGAAAUUGUGCAGAAUUCCAGCUUUUCCCGAAGGAGCUUUUAACACAAAAUACCGAAUUUUUCUGGGUAAUCUGAACCCGAAGUGACAUAGUUCUCAGUAGACAUCUCAUCGAGAAUUCAGGAUGGAUGUUCUUCAAGCUAUUGUCACGAGUUUGGCCGUUAUGGUCAUUGUCCUGUUAAUGGCGCUAUUCGUUUGCCACUAUUUUGGCCCACGAGCUACUGCUUGGAUACGUUCCAAUCGGGAAGAGAAAAUUGGUCUGUCCAAAAAUCGACUCUACAACGCCAACGGAUAUUUGAUACAAUCCAGCACGGAAUUUCUCGUUGGAUCAAGUGGAAGCUUUAAGCGAUUCGAUUCAGUGGAUCGAGAAUGCAAGGAAAUACAGGGUCAACAAACUGUGCCACUGUGGAAUAUUCCCAUUAAUGAUAUUCCACCUCAGCCUCUACGGCCAGCACCAACAUCACCAUCAGCUAUCACUUCACCCAAAAUUCAAACAUCCCAUCAGCAACGACCCCCUAAAAAUGAGACACGUCCUGUGAAGCAGCAAAGUUUAGAACCAAAGACGACGGUAUCACCUUCCAUGGCAAUUCCUAGGCCAGUGACUCGACGUCAACUCUCAACUCCUGUGUCUGGCUCUUCAUUUUCACCUGUUCUCAAUGUACCUGGUAAUAUGCACAAAACAAAUUGUGCCAAGAGAUCUAUGAGUACCAAUCCAUUUUUGAACGGUACUCUGGAUGACACAGCAGACAAUCAGACGGUGAAGGAGGAGUCCGAAUUAAUCAAUCCGUUUGAGGAGAGGAAAAUCAGUGAAGGAGGAAAUAAAUCUGAUAAGGAGUCAUAUAUGUCCGAAAUCUUUACAUUUGACACCACAAAAAUCAAUGAGUUACUUCUGAUGGAGGAAGAGAAUACGACAGUGAAGAAUGCCCUAUUGGAGGCUGAGGGAAGCAUUAAGAAAUUGGAAUCUGUCACGCUGGAUGAUAGAAAACAUCGUCUGGAUUAUGAGGAAUUUCUUCGGCGUCAAAAUGAAUUGAAUUGGAAUAAAGUGCGGGAAUCGUCCAAGAAGAAAAAUCCACCCAUAAGAAAUCGAUCUCUGUCCGAGACUGAAGCUUCGGGAAAGAAACACACUCCAUCUGAUACGGACUGUAUGGUCCAAUCGACAAAUCCUUUUAUGACUGAUACUUCAACAGUUUUGCACAAGACUGCUUCGGAGAAUUAUCUACAGCAGUAUUCGGGCCAGGUAAUUGGGAUGCGAUCAACAAGGGCCAUGCAGAAUGCUUGGGGUCUCACUAAAAUGGAUAAGACCAAGAGAAGUCUUUCGGGCUCACAAAGUUCCCUGGCUGAAAGUGAAGUCAGCACAAUGCUAUCAAAUGAGACUCUGUAUCGUGCUGUAUCCUGUGAAUCUGUGUCUUCAGAAUCAUCUGUGGUACUUGCGGAUCUCGAGGAACCCUCUGCACCUCCCGCUACUGGUUAUCUCUGCAUAGGACUUCACUACGACAAAAAUACUGUCUCGGAUGAGGGGGUUGAACUGAUUGUUACGGUUCUGGAAGCCAAAGAAUUGGUGGGUCCACCGGAUGCCAAAUAUAUGGACACCUUCGUUCGAAUUUAUCUUGUACCUGAUGAAACUGGAGCUUCUCAAACAAAGCUCUUCAAGGAUUCUGCCUGUCCAAGCUACAAUGAAACUUUCAGCUUUUUCAUGAGUAAGAAACGCAACCGUCGCUCCCUCUGGUUCCAUCUAUAUCAUAGUGGAUUGGCACAUACGUUGAUUGGGGAGGCCGAGAUGCAGCUAUCAGACCUCAGUGCCAGACCCAUCACUACCUGGCUAGCCCUCUCAGACUCAAGACACAACAAGAGUUUCAAUUGGGGUGAACUCAUGAUUUGUUUGAGUUAUCUACCAACUGCUGAACGUCUUACUGUGGUGGUGGUGAAGGCCCGCAACCUCCGGAUAGAUCAGAAGAUGCAAGAGUUGGAGAAUGUGUUCGUUAAGGUGUACUUGUUGAAGGAUGACAAGAAAGUGUCGAAAAAGAAAACGACGACAAAGCGGAAGGAAAAGAGUCCUAUCUACAAUGAGUCCAUGAUCUUUAGUGUGCCUCCCUAUAUGUUAUCAUCAAUUCAGGUUCGUCUUACAGUAGCUCAUCAACUGGAGAAUGAUACGAGUUGUGUGGUAUCCUUGGGUCAUGUUAUUUUGGGCAGUGCAGCCUCGGGUAAGGGCUUGAGGCAUUGGAACCAAAUGAUUUCUUCUGUGCGGAAACCUGUAGCUAUGUGGCACCCACUGAGACGACCAGCACUUCCGCGACAGCAACACCAACCCACAAAAUCCCAUACCUAAAGCUCUUGCACAUUACUCAUUAAUCACUCAUUCGCCUCUUACAUGAAUUCUCAUCAUCAAUAAUAUGUUACACAAGAGACUUUAACAUUGGUAUGUAUAUAUGAUACAUAUACCCAAAUAUCGAUUUUACAGAUGAGUUCUUAUAUCAACACAAUCAUCGUAAUAAGUUUGGAUUAUAUUUAUGGUUUCUAUGGACCAAAGCCAAUCUUCUAUCUAGAAACUUUGAAACUAAAAAGAGAAAAAAUCUCAAAAUUUUAUAAUAUUUAUUUAUUUCAAUACUUUAAUACUGAAAAACUAAUAUUAAUAUAUAAAAAAAAGAAUGAAUAAUAUUUAGUAAAAGAAAAUUGCUUCCAAGUGAGCGAGACAAAAAAUGGAAAAGAUCAAGACUUUGUGAUAAACGCUUCCGGUAUAAAUUUUUAUGAGUAUAUCAUCAAAAGAAUAUUCUUAACCAAAACACCACAUAUUGACAAUAAUCCAUAUUGAUAAUAUAUCAAUCCAGUAUAUUUUAAUGACAAAAUGUAACUCAUACUCCUUCAAAUCUGAUAUCUCAAGAGGCGCACUAAAGUGUGUUCCUUUAACCAUUGUAUGAAGUAUUAUCUAAAAUUAAUGUAACUGUUGAGAAAACUUUACUGCAUAAAUUAAGUAUAUUACAUAUAGCCAUUUCAUGUAAUCCUUCUUAUCAAUGAAGGGAAUUUGUUGAAGAAUAUAUUAAAUGUUCAGAAA
Molecule: messenger RNA, 3318 nt
Organism: Phlebotomus papatasi
Lineage: Eukaryota; Metazoa; Arthropoda; Insecta; Diptera; Psychodidae
Product: synaptotagmin-like protein 4
Exons: 7
Coding region: 394-2595 (733 amino acids)
Biological process (GO): regulation of calcium ion-dependent exocytosis; calcium-ion regulated exocytosis; regulation of dopamine secretion
Molecular function (GO): clathrin binding; calcium ion binding; SNARE binding
Source: RefSeq, a predicted model, not a curated record